This is a messenger RNA of Chlamydomonas reinhardtii, 5157 nucleotides long. RefSeq lists its product as uncharacterized. The record is from RefSeq and is a predicted model, not a curated record. The coding region runs from base 472 to 4881 and encodes 1469 amino acids. The transcript has 14 exons. NCBI's taxonomy places the organism in Eukaryota, Viridiplantae, Chlorophyta, Chlorophyceae, Chlamydomonadales, Chlamydomonadaceae.
GUACGGUAUGUUGACAUACAUUUGUGGAAGCAUGCUAGCGAUUUGCCGGAUGGAUGGGCGAGAAUGAGAGAAAGCAGCGCCUUGCAGCUGUCUUCGACUCUUCAUCGCGACUCGCGAGGGCGCUGUUUUACACAAGCAACCGGAACUGGCAAAAUCGAAAUAGUGCCAGUAUUUACUUCGGCGAAAGCGAGCCGGAGUAAGGAAAGAGCCCCAAUUGGUUCCGGAUCCGCAGCAACCACUUCACGUCCUCCUUCAAUGAGCUAUGCUCCUGAAGACUGUCAGUCUAUUCGACGCAAUAAGUAGUGCCACAUUAGCCCCUCAGACCAAGGCAAAUCGGUUCCGAAGCGCGGUAGUUGCAUUUGUGCUUGAUCAUGGACAGCGAAAUCGUUGCUUGCAUGUCGCGCUCCAAAGGUACAAUUGGAUAUGGUGCAUAGCGAACAGGACUUGUAGGGCACCAUUUAGGGUUCCGAUAUGCAGGCCGUUUCGGAGCAGCCGGCUGCGGGCGGGGCGACGCCUCGGCACAGUCGCGCCGAGCAGGCCAGUGCUGCCACAUCAGCGGCUCUAGACGUUAUCCCGCCACCCAGCCCUCCGGCAGCGCAGCCAACGCAGCAACCGCGCCUUGUUGCCCAAAACGACGAAGCUCCUAGCCAACACCACUCAGAGGUCCCUGAUUCCACCGCCGCGGCUGCAGCGGCUCCGGGCGAGCGUGUACGGCUGCUUGAGAGGCGCCUGAGUGAGCUGCUGGACCUGGUGGGUGAGGGCGCCCAUAACCGGCCAGCAGCGGGCGCGACCGAGGCGGUAGCAGCGCAUGAUGAGGCAGCGGCGGUGGCAGGUGCGGCCUCGGUCGGGGGCCGGCCGCGAAGGAGCAGGGAGGCCGGUGGAGGACAGCAGGGCGGUGAGGCCGACACGGCUGCGGGAACCCGGCCGGACGGUGAGGCUGCGGCUGCGGCAGGGCCAGCUAUCCAUGUCAUCAUGUUGGGCAGCCAUCCCUGGCAGCACCUCAGCGUCACGCACCCCGAUGGGUACAAUGAGAUAGCCAAGGAGCGCCUCAGGCCCGCGGAGAACCCGGAGGGUGCAGCUGGUCCCGCCGCGCCCGGUCCACAAACGCCUGAGACGGACGUGGAGCCCCUUGCCGUUCCCACAUGGGCGCUAUUGAAGAACAAGGGCGACCAGUUCAUCAAGGCCGGCCUCAAGCCGGGCUCCCUGGUGUUCCUCAUGCGCCCCGCCGCCGUCAUCAGACCCACAACAACAAGCCGGCUUGCACCGCGGCGCCUUGGACCGGCGGCGGCCCCGGCGGCAGCGCUGCCGCCUGCCCCAGCCACGUGUGAGGGCCGGCGGCGCAUGACGAAGGAGCAGAUGCAGGCCUUCUUUGGCAGGGGCCAGACGGUGGUGGCUGUGGCGGCUUUGGGGAGCAUCCGGUCGGGUCAGUCGAAACGCUGCACGGAGCUGUACGGCACGGUCACCGUCCGGAAAAAAGGCGCGCCCAAGAAGGUCCACGCGCAGCUCGAGCACCUGUUGGAGUUUGAGGAGGUGGUGCCGGUGGCGCUGCCGCGCCUGCAGCUGGGCUGCGACCUGGGCAGCAAGAAUCUGGCCAGCCACUGGCAGAGCGGCAGGACGUACUCGAAAAGGAACACCAAGGAGGAGUGCCACACGGCGCUGCAGCACUACUACGACACCGCCCAGCGGCUGCUGCAGCAGGCGCGCGAGCACCGGGCCGCACACGGCGGCGCCCGCCUGCCCAUGGAGCCCGACCUGGACUUCCCGCCCGCGCCCAGGGGCGGCUUCCUGGGCUUCUGCAGGCGCUACCCGUGCGGGAUGCAGGACUAUGAUAAACAGCAGCAGGAGAGGGCGAAGCGGAAGCGGUCGAAGCAGCAGCAGUACAGUGAUGACGAGGAGUCAGAGUCAGAGUCCGAACCAGACCCAGAGUCAGAGCCGGAGCCGGAAUCGGAGUCGGAGGACGAGGAGGAGGAGGACGAGGAGGAGGAGGAGGACGAGGAGGGGGAGGAGGACGAGGAGGGGUUGCAGCAGCCACUGCAGCCACUCUGCAGAAAACGCGGUCGCGCGCUGCGGCGGCCCGCCCUGUACAAUAACGAGAAUUGGGACCUAAGAUCCGGGCGGAUUAGCAUGAACAGCUGCCGUGGGAAGCGCCGUGGCCGUUGCCAGCGGGCGGCUGCUUCCGGCGACAGCAAGGCGGCAGCGCCGGCUCUGGCAGCGGCGUCAGGGGCGGCGGCUGCGGCUGGCGCAACACGCGCAGGAGCAGGGCCAGAAGUGGCAGCGGUGGUCAAGGAGCUUGAAAGCGGGGAUGAGGAGGAGUUGGGGGCGUCAGAGCAUGCCGAGAUAGGCGAGAGCGAGGAGGAGGAAGAGGACGUGGGGUGGGAGGAGGAGGGGAAAGAGCCUGCCUCAGCCACGGGUACCCUGCCUGCUAGUGCUGAUGCGGUGGCCAGUGCUGCCAUUGCAGCUCCACCGCCGCUGCCAACUGGCAGGCCACCGCUGCAUCCGCCGGACAGCAGGCCCGAGGACUUCGCGUCGCUCAGGCACGUGCCGGUUGGUGACACUGUCGGCCUGGCAUGCAUGUCGCCGGCGGCGUGCCAGCAGCUGGCGGCGGCAGCGCAGAAGCACCCGGACCUCCGCGAGGCCGAGCCCGGCGUGUUCAUGGUCGGGAGGCCUUCUGGCUUUGCAGGCACAGGAGCGAAGUGCGGCUUCACAGCGACCCGCCUGACGCAGCUGAGCACCGCCGGCAACCGCUUACUGCACAACGUUUUUCAGUUCGCGCAGGGGCUGCUGUCAGAGCUCGGGCCGCUGGACAGCGAGGGCAUGGCGUGGGAGCCGAAGGGCCGCGUGGAGGCGGUGACCGGUCCCUGCCACCCCGUCUACAACAACCCAUGGGCGAGGGGCGACACGGGGGUGCGUCACGCCAUGUACACGUCAGCAGGCAUCCUCCGCGACGACGUGCUGGGUGUUUACGAGGGGCCGCUGCUGACGGCGGCCGAGGACGAGGCGGUCUACGCAGCCGCAGGAGCCGGCGACCAGCAGGCGGGACUCGAGGCCUGCAUGUGCACCUCGCUAAUGCUGGAUGUGGGCGGCGAGUUGGUGCUGGCGGGGGCGCGCGACCGCAGCGCCAUGACCCGAAUCAACUCGGCCGACACGUGGGAGGCGUGCACAGAAGCACGUUCAGCGGCGGCGGGGACAGCGGCGGUAGGAUCAGUAGCGGUCGCCGGCAGCAGCAGCGAUGGGGCUGCUGCCAACGCGCGGUUUGUUGAGCUGCUGCUCGUGCUGGAGCAGCCCCUGCCGAUCAGCUGCCCGCAGCUCGGUUCGGCGGCUUUGCCAUACGUACCAAGCCGUAGCAGUGGCGGUGGCGGCGGUCGAGGAGGCAGGCGUAGCACUAGUUGGGGCGGCGGCGGCGGAGGCGUGUCCACGGUGACGACGCGCUACCUGCCGCUCAAGCUGGUGGUGGCGAGUCGGGACGUUCCGGCGGGGCAGGAGGUGCUGAUGCCGGCGGGAUACGGCGGUGCGGACUACUACCAGAUUGUGGCAGACAACUACCGCACGUUUUGUCGGGAGUGGGCACGGACUGCUACGGCGGCGGCGGCCGCCGACCCUUCACAGCCGCGCGCCGGCGCCGAGGCCGUCACUACUGGCGCCGGCGCCCCCAAGGCUCCCUCAGCAGCUUCGGGGGCCCCGGCAAUCACUCCUGUGGGCGUCACGGCAUCGCCUGGAGCACGGGCGUCCACCGCUCCUGUGGCGCAGCCGACAGCGGCAGCUGCGCCUGACGCCCACGCGAUGGAGUGGCUCUCCUUGUCGCCUGCUCCGCAGCCGCCACAGGCUAUCGGCCGUGCCUGGGCCACAGACACCGCACCCGCCACGGGUUUGCAGCAGGGCGAAAGUGAGGAGCAGCAUUCCGUGGGUGGCAGCGGCGGCGCGGCAGCACCUGACAGUGCUGCUGCCAGCGUGCGACCGCCUGCUGUGGUUGUGAUAUCCCUGGGUAAUGCCAGCUUGGCAGGUGGCACAAGCAGCACCCAGCAGCGGCCGUCUGCCACCCGCAUGUCGCUCGCUGCACGGGCCUCCGCCGGGCUUGUGCUGCCUCCGCAUCUCUUGCUGCCCAAGCAUCUGCAGCGAGACGGCGGCGGCGCUGCGGCAGCAAUGCUCCCCUCGUCUCCGGAGCGCCGUAUCAGUGGCGCGGCUGGUGCGGCUGGUGCGGCUGGGAUCAGGGCGCGCAUUAGCCAGCUGCAAGCACCCGCGGCGGUGGCACAUGGCACCGCAGCUCCUGCACCUGGGUCAGCAGAGGCUGCUCCUCCAGCCGCACCAGACCCAGAAGCCGCCGCUGCCGCCAAGGUGCCGAAGACGGGCACGCGCGUGGACAAAGAUCGUGGCGUUGGUGACUCUAGUCGACGCAACCAGGGCAGUCCGGCGGCCGGCGCUGCAGCUUGUGCAAGUGCUGGCGCCGCCGCUGGCGAUGGCGGCAGCGCUGCGCCGGACCCUGACGCCAACGCUGCGGGACUCGGUUCACCAAGCCCACUGCAGCCGGGCCGGCAGCGGCAGUCGGGACUGGGCGGCGCACUGCACAAAGCGGCGGAGCAGGUGGCAGCGCUGGAGGCAGACCUGGCGCAGGCGCUUGCCGAGGCGGCGGCGCAGAGGGCGAGGGCGGAGGCGGCGGAGGCGGCGACGGCAGCCGCUGAGGACGCCCAAAAGCAGGACGAGCACGAGCGAGAGCUGCUGCGGAGCAGGUUGCGGGCCAGGCAUGUGGAGGUGCAGGCCAGGGAUGUGGAGGUGGCUGAGCUGAAGAGGAAGCUGCAGGAGCGGGAUGCCCGGAUUGAGCGGUUGGUGAAGCAGAAGCGGGCACUGAAACAGGCGUUCGGUGCGUUUGUGCAAGAGGAGGACUGAUGGCCAGCGUGGGCGUUCCCAGGGUAUCGGAUGAGGGACUGGAUCAAGUGUCCUAGCGUAUCCUUUGUGACGUUAGUGCCGCAAAUUGCGGUGCGGUGCGCCUGGGCCCUGGGCACGGUUGGUGCUGACGGAGCGCAGCACGCAGGCGGGGGUUGCCGGAGAGCUCAGGUCAGCGCAGGCAUUUUGGUUCAUGUGCAUAUGAAGUGCAUGUCUCCAUACUCUAUCCAUACUAUUUCCAAGCGUAUGGACUUCCCGUGCGUGUUGAAAUCGAACUUU